This is a messenger RNA of Colletotrichum scovillei, 1677 nucleotides long. Its product is annotated as 2,3-diketo-5-methylthio-1-phosphopentane phosphatase. Bases 319 to 1287 code for a protein of 322 amino acids. The record is from RefSeq and is a predicted model, not a curated record. Gene Ontology annotation, molecular function: phosphatase activity. Lineage: Eukaryota; Fungi; Ascomycota; Sordariomycetes; Glomerellales; Glomerellaceae. The transcript has 2 exons.
GAAAAAGCUAACUGCCUUUCGGAAUUCAGGCCGUCAUCGUGAAGAGGAUGCUUUGGCUGGCCGGCUGGCUUUGCGCCUUUUUCCCUUUUCUUUGCCGUUACCGGUUCGGUCGAGAGUUCGGCAGUAUCGCAUGUGGGCAUUGCAUUGACUUCUAUUAAAGCUGGACACCUCCCAUUGAAACUUGGACGUGACAACUUUAAUUCCCAACUACCUAACCUCUUUUACGUAUCUAAUCGAGACUAUAAGUAUCUCUUCCAGUGCCAGUAAAUUCCUACAUCUCGAUACAACCAAACUAUACACAAUCUUCCAAUCGCCACAAUGCCUAUCGCCAUCUCUCCCUCAACAGUCAAGGCCGCCGCCGAGUCUGGCCUGCCUGCUUCUCAAAACAAGAAGCGCAAGAUCAUUUGCUUCUCAGACUUUGACGGAACAAUCUUCAUGCAGGACACCGGCCACAUCCUCUUUGACGCCCACGGCUGCGGCUCCGAGCAGCGCGAGAUCCUCGACGAGCAAAUCAAGUCCGGCGAGCGCUCCUUCCGCGACGUAUCCGAGGAGAUGUGGGGCUCCCUCAACGUCCCCUUUGACGACGGCUUCGAGGUGAUGGAGAAGAAGCUCGAGAUCGACCCGGCCUUCCAGGAGUUCCACAAGUACUGCAUCGCCAACGAGAUCCCCUUCAACGUCAUCUCCGCCGGCCUCAAGCCCAUCCUCCGCCGCGUCCUCGACACCUUCCUCGGCGAGGACGCCUCGGCGCACAUUGACAUCGUCGCCAACGAGGCCGAGAUCACCGACGACGGCUCCGCGUGGAAGCCCAUCUGGCGCCACGACAACGAGCUCGGCCACGACAAGGCUCUCUCCAUGGGCGAGGCUCGCGAGCAGGCCGAGAUGGCCUGCGAGGACGGCACCAUCCCCCUCAUUGUCUUCAUCGGCGACGGCGUCUCCGACCUGCCCGCCGCGCGCCAGGCCGACGUGCUCUUUGCGCGCCGCGGCCUGCGUCUGGAGGAGUACUGCGUCGAGAACUCGAUCGGUUACAUCCCCUUUGACACCUUUGCCGACAUCCAGACCGAGAUCCAGCGCAUCCGCGACGAGGACGACAAGAAGACGGGCGGCAAGGGCAUGCCCGCCGCCUUCAACCCGCGCGCCAACAUGUGGAGACGCAUGUCGAGCAAGUCGGCGAUCCCCAAGCUCGUCGCCAUCACGCCUGCCGAGGAGAAGAUGUUCUUGUGGCCCGAGGUGUUCAGCGUUGCCACGCCCAGCAUCGAGAAGGCCAACAUUGCUCCCGUCUUUGCUUAGGCGUCGUGUCAGACUUCGACUGGUUUGUUCAUUGUCAAUUCGUUUCUGUUUGGAGACGACCCGGUGCAUAGCGUGCGAAUUUUCUUUGAGAGGUACUGGUUCGGGCAGUCUGGCGUUGGCUUGGGUCACAGAGUUUUGUUUGGAUUAGAGAUCUGGCGGUGUAAAGAGAGGUCGAUAAACUAUCUUCCAUAUCGUUAGAUAUAGAUACAGAUACAGAUCAAGGAUACAAUGUCUUGUCAUUUUAACUUAUUGCCCCUGGUACGAACGAUACAUGUUAUUUGAUGAAGUCAAUUCUAAGAAGUUAACUGCGAUGCUACUCGGUACACUCCAGUGUAUCGCAUAGGCUUCAUUCAACGAAACAGAACCUGGUAAAAGGGGCUCCGAAGCGGG